GAAAUAAAAAUGGAUCAAAAAGAUACCUCCAAACCUAUAGAGAGACAUAAAUAAAUAUAAUCUCCUUAACCAUUAGACCUUGAUAAACCAGAUGAAUAUAAAAAUUAAUUAGAACUCCCUAAACCAGCAAUAUUUUCCUAAAAAUUUAUCCAUUAAAAUUCAAUUGUUCCAAUUCUUCCAAGCCCAAAACCAUAACCUCCACGAUCACAACCAAAACCAAAAUAAAAAUUACCGAUUACCGAUUAAGAAUUAUAAAAAAAUUAAUAGAAAUAUCCAAUUGCAUUAUUUUUAGGUAGUGCAGGAGUUGGUAAAACAUCAAUAAUAACAACUAUUUUUUCAGGUUAUAUUAGUAAUUUAAAAGAAUUUUAAUUAUAUCCAGCAAGAAUAGAAGAUUCUUUAAUUUAUAAUUUUGUAGAUACAAAAGCAUUUGAUUUUGAAUCAAAUAUAGAUGAAAGAGAAUAAUAAAUAAAACUCUAUUAAUCUAUAUUUUAUAAAUAUCCAAAUAAAGUAGGAUAACUAUUUGUAGUUGUUAAUUUUGAAAGAACUGAUUUGAUGAAAAAAAAAUUAUUGUCAAUAUAUAAGUUCUUUAGAAAAUUUUCAUCUAUUAUAAGCAUAAUAGUAACUGAUAUCCAAUUAAGUGAUAAUCAAGAAUAAAGUGAAAAAGAUUUGAAAAAAAAUUUUUAAUAUUUCAAAGCUUAAAAUAUUAUAUUUGUAAGAAGAGAUACACAAGGAGAUGAAUUAUUAUCAAAAUUGAAAAAUUCAUUAAAUAAAAUUUAAGAUGAUUAUGAAUUCGAUUUAACAGAUACUAUUUUUGAAAAAGAAGAUGAAGAAGAAACGAAAAGGCUAUAAGAUUAACUGAUGUAAAGAUUUAAAUGA
Molecule: messenger RNA, 876 nt
Organism: Paramecium sonneborni
Lineage: Eukaryota; Ciliophora; Oligohymenophorea; Peniculida; Parameciidae
Source: the annotation of a GenBank genome assembly